AUGCGUCCCAAGUCCUCGAAGCCCACCAACGAUGAGCUUCUAGCUCAGUUCGACGACUUGACCGUGGAGUCAGCCGUUGAUCAAGAAUCCUCCAAAACUACCUCCAAACCCACCACCACUGCGACACAGUCGGAACAGGACAUUUUCGCCGAGCUAGACAGCCUAACUGCUCAGCGCCCCAGUAGCGGCCCUGGUACUCCACGUGUAUCGACAAACGAACCCCGUCCAAUUAUUAAAUCACCCAAGCCCGCUACGGUGGCUGCGACGCCCGCGGCCGGUCGGACCAGCGAGGAGAAGCCCGCCCCGUGGAGGUCAGGUGAUAGUGUGCGCGCGACGGUCCCGGAACAGAAGAGCGUCAAUGUCCCCCAACCCGAGCCAGAGCAACCAGCCGCAAAGGAGGCGACUACCUCGAGCGGCGGUGGCGGCGGUGGCUGGUGGGGUGGUCUCUUCGCAACUGCUUCGGCUGCCAUGAAGCAGGCCGAGGCCGCUGUGAAGGAGAUCCAGCAGAACGAGGAAGCGCAGAAAUGGGCACAGCAGGUGAAGGGAAAUGUUGGUGCACUGAGGGACUUGGGCGGCGAGCUUCGCAACAUGGCUAUCCCGACGUUCACCUCCCUAAUUCACACCAUCGCUCCUCCGAUUUCCUCCCAUGAACGUCUUCAGAUCCAUAUUACUCAUGACCUCUCUGGGUACCCGAGCAUUGACCCUCUGGUCUAUGCAGUCUUCUCGCGCGUGAUGGCUCAGGUGGAGGGCGGCGAUCUUCUCGUCAUCCAGCGCGGGCACGAGUCAGCUCCUAAGCGCGGGCUCGACAUCGGUGGAAAGCAAUUCUCAGGACCAGGAUGGCACGACGGGCCCUGGUGGCGGACGGUCACUCCCGGUCACCCUCGUACGCUCUCGGCCAUCCGUGGCUCCGUGGAAGCUACCAAGCUCGCCCGCGCCAGCGCCGAAGCCUAUGCCACCGAAUUCUUCGCCUCUCGAGGUGGAGUAGAGGAAGCCGCCAGGCAAGCUACUCAAGACCUCAGUGAGAGCAAUCCCGUUCGCAGUAGCGACAUCUUCUUAGCCAUUCAAGCUAUCAGCCAGACCACCGCGGCGGAGCUCUUCCAGGCGGGCCCUACGACUGAGAAAGCUAACCCACCAGGAGUUGUUGAGGCUCCGACGGAGACCGAGGAGGAGGUGGUCUUUGCCCUUUAUCUCCAUGACCCUAUCCACGGCAUUGCCUUCCACACACUGUCUCAGGCCGUGCCUCAGAAGUGGAUCAACUGGCUUGAGUCCUCGGCGGCUCCGGUCGAGGACCCUAACAGUGAAGAUGCCCACCUCCCUCAGACAAUCGUGCCUGAUGAGAUCGCGGAGAUCAUCGAGAACGGCGGCGUGGACCCCCGCGAAUGGGCCGCGGAGUGGAUCGAAGAGUCCCUUUCCUUGGCCGUUGGGGUCGUCGCGCAACGUUACGUCGCGCGACGUAUGGGUGUCGGCGAGCGGGCGACGGCCAAGGGUAAGAUGCGUGCUGAGCAGGCCUCAGUGGUUGAAAGCGGAGCAGGUGAGGUUGCGCGGGCGCUAUAA
Aspergillus saccharolyticus JOP 1030-1 is the source of this 1554-nucleotide messenger RNA. RefSeq names its product DUF5427 domain-containing protein MTC1. Lineage: Eukaryota; Fungi; Ascomycota; Eurotiomycetes; Eurotiales; Aspergillaceae. Bases 1 to 1554 code for a protein of 517 amino acids. The transcript has 2 exons. The record is from RefSeq and is a predicted model, not a curated record.